UAUUUGUGAAGUGUAAAGAAUAUUAGGCUACACAAACCAAGCUGAACAUAGAGUUGUGAGGAAUUGGGGAGCUAAGGAAAACAACUGGCUUAACCGGAAGUUGUGUGUCCUCACUGCGUGCCUCUUGACACUGACCAUUGAAGGAAAACGGAGCAGAAGAGCGAAACAUGGCGACUUCGAACAAUCCGCGGAAAUUCAGCGAGAAAAUCGCUUUGCAUAACCAGAAGCAGGCAGAGGAGACAGCGGCCUUUGAAGAAGUGAUGAAGGACCUGAGCAUUACGCGGGCAGCGAGGUUGCAGUUGCAGAAAACUCAAUACUUGCAGCUGGGACCGAACCGUGGCCAGUACUAUGGAGGAUCUUUGCCCAACGUCAAUCAGAUUGGAAACAGCGCUAUGGACAUUUCUUUCGAGAAUUCAGGGCUGGACAUGAACAGAUCGACGCGACACCACGGGCUGGUGGACAGAGUGUACCGGGACCGGAGCCGCAUCACAUCCCCCCACCAGAAACCUCUGUCUGUGGACAAACAUGGACGCCAGAUUGACAGCUGUCCAUAUGGUUCAGUAUAUCUGUCACCACCACCUGAUACCAGCUGGAGGAGGACGAACUCUGACUCAGCACUGCACCAGAGCACAUUAACUCCGGCCCAGCAGGCCUUGUUUACAGGAGGAUCCCAGGAGCUCCAGCCAAAAAGAUUUCUCCUGCUCACUGUCCCAGGGGCUGAAGCAAUUAAACAGGAAGUUGAUGAAAAUGGUCAAAACCAGAACUGGGAGUGCAAAAAGAACAUCUCGAGAUCCAAGCCCUGCAAAGUUCCAGGGAUCCACAUAUUCCCGUCUCCUGACCAGCAGUUUACCACUUCACUAAAACCAGCAGCCCACAACACUGGCGGUUCUCUUCCUGACCUGACAAACAUCCAGUUUCCUCCUCCGCUGCCCAUCCCGCUCGACUCCGAUGAUGCGGUGGCUGGCUCGUUCAGCUCCUCCAACAGCACACAGGCACUGGCUAAUUCGCAAGGAGUGAACACUUCUCAGCCCGCAGUAACCAUGGAAAUCCAGUCUGGGCAGGACGACAUGGUUCCUCUCAUCUUGAAUGCAGGAGACUCCCACCAGCAACAGAACCUGCAGCUCUCCCCGACAUCUCCACCUCUCACUCUCUCUCAGGCGGCCAUCAACGCCAUGAACCUUGAGCAGCAGCUGUCGCAGUAUGCCUUCUUCAACCAGCAGCCGACGUCCCAGAACCACCAGAGCCAGCAACAGUCAGGUCUGGUCCAGCUACAGUCCUCGGUGAACUCCUGCUCCACGUCAGACAACCAGACGUCCUCACAAAACAACAUGACGGUGGACAUGAACACGGCCUCCUCCCUCCAACAGUACCGCAGUAGGGUCGGAUCCUCUGCCAAUCAGUCUCCAACCUCCCCCGUCUCCAAUCAAGGCUUCUCACCUGGAGGCUCGCCUCAACAUAACUCCAUCCUGGGCAGCGUGUUUGCAGACUUUUACGACCAGCAGCUCCCGUCCAUUCAGGCCAGUGCUCUGUCACAACAGUUGGAGCAGUUCAACAUGAUGGAAACGCCCAUCAGCUCUGACAGCCUGUAUAACCAGACCUCCACCCUCAACUACUCCCAGGCGCUCAUGAUGGGUUUGACUGGCCAUUGCAACCUUCAGGACUCACAGCAGCUUGGCUACAGUAGCCAUGGCAACAUCCCCAACAUCAUUCUCACAGUGAGCGGAGAGUCCCCUCCCAGCCUGCCCAAGGACCUGACCGGCUCUCUUUCCACAGAUGUUAGCUUCGACAUCGAUUCGCAGUUCCCACUGGAUGACCUAAAAAUCGACCCGCUGACGCUUGAUGGCCUGCACAUGCUUAAUGACCCGGACAUGAUUCUAACCGACCCCGCCACAGAGGACGCAUUUCGCCUCGACCGGCUCUAAACUCGGUACCACAUGCUCAUGCACAGGUGUGUGAAUGCUGCUGCC
Molecule: messenger RNA, 1967 nt
Organism: Eleginops maclovinus (Patagonian blennie)
Lineage: Eukaryota; Metazoa; Chordata; Actinopteri; Perciformes; Eleginopidae
Gene: crtc1a
Product: CREB regulated transcription coactivator 1a
Exons: 16
Coding region: 168-1922 (584 amino acids)
Biological process (GO): positive regulation of transcription by RNA polymerase II; protein homotetramerization
Cellular component (GO): cytoplasm; nucleus
Molecular function (GO): cAMP response element binding protein binding
Source: RefSeq, a predicted model, not a curated record